This is a messenger RNA of Clarias gariepinus (North African catfish), 1232 nucleotides long. RefSeq names its product claudin-4-like. Lineage: Eukaryota; Metazoa; Chordata; Actinopteri; Siluriformes; Clariidae. Gene Ontology annotation, molecular function: structural molecule activity. Gene Ontology annotation, biological process: bicellular tight junction assembly; cell adhesion. The record is from RefSeq and is a predicted model, not a curated record. Gene Ontology annotation, cellular component: bicellular tight junction; plasma membrane. Bases 113 to 679 code for a protein of 188 amino acids. The transcript is spliced from 3 exons.
CGGAGCUGCCCUGGAAUGCGGAAGUGUGGAGCGCGACCCUUGCAAGGAGAUGGAAGCGCAGAGAGUCUGUGUGGAUCUGAUCUGAACCUUCAUCCCCAGCACCAGCUCCAGGAUGGGAUCGAAACAGCUCCAUGUCGUGUGUAUGGGUUUGGGACUUCUGGGUUUCAUUGCUGCCGUCAUCACCUGCGCCGCCCCCAGCUGGAGGGUCUCCUACCAUUAUAUACAACCCAUCCGUAAAGAGUUGCAUGUAGGUCUGUGGAUGGAGUGUUUGUACCAGAGCACUGGUGAGAACGUGUGUAAAGUCUACAAUUCACUGCCAGCCGUGAGCGAUGAAACCCACGCGGCGCGCGCCCUGACCAUCCUGUGCUGCGUGGUGGCGCUGACGUCUCUGCUGGCACUCUACACCGCAUACAUCAAAAACAACAACCCCAAGCGAUGUGUGGGCGUGGCCAUGUCCUUAGCAGGCCUCAUGCUCCUCAUCCCCGUCAGCCUGGCGGCCAGCCAGAUGUGGGGCAACAAAUGGCCCGGACUGUGCAUUUUUAUGGGCUUUACCGGAGGAGUGCUCCUCCUGCUGGCCGGAGUGCUGCUGUGCUGCUGCAGUCACUGCUGUUCUGAGUCUCCACCAAAUGCUACAACCACCACCACAGCGGUAGCCAUGUCUCAGCUCCAGCUUUCGUAAAAAAGAAAAAAUUCAACUAGAACUUUGUCCAUGUGUUAGUAUGAAAAUGUUAUAAUAAAAAGGGGCGGGGCUUUCCAGAACAUGGAUUCAACUAAUUGUCGCAAACACAAAGCAAGUUUAUUCGAAUUACAUUUACAGCAUUUAGCAGAGGGCCUUAUCCAGAGCGACUUACAUUUUCAUCUCAUUAUACACCUGAGCAGUUGAGGGCCUUGAUCAGACUCGUGGUGGUGGGGCUCGAACCCCGGACCUUAAGCACUGAGCUCCCCCUGCUUCAAAAUCAUGAAAAUCUAAAUUAAAUACCCUUAAAACUUAACGGUUUCAUUAGAAAGUGUUCAUUUUGUUUAGACUGUUUUUAAGACAUCAGGUUGUAUAUGCUGUAGGUGUACAUACUGGACGAGCAGAUGUUUCUACUCUUAUUUGACAGCUUUUAGCUUCAACUGUUAUUAACAAGUCAGAAUACUGUCGAAAAGGCACUGCGUGAGACACUGUGUGUGUGAUUACGGGUGUAUAAUGUUGCUUUGCUAAAACAUAUUAAAAUUAACUUCCCUGAUUG